Halichondria panicea is the source of this 822-nucleotide messenger RNA. RefSeq lists its product as uncharacterized. Bases 342 to 773 code for a protein of 143 amino acids. NCBI's taxonomy places the organism in Eukaryota, Metazoa, Porifera, Demospongiae, Suberitida, Halichondriidae. The record is from RefSeq and is a predicted model, not a curated record. The transcript is spliced from 6 exons.
UGCUCUUAGCCCUAACGUCAACAGAAAGUUGGGGAAUAAGUACAAGUGCAGACCAACCCUACAUAUAAGAGAGGUGUAAGUCUGCAGUCCAGCCAGUUUGCAAGACCCACAGAGAGAAAGCUAGCCCAUCAGCUAUCAGUCAGUAUGACCAAGGUUAGGAACUACUUGUACUGCUCAGCCUAGCUGCACUCCUAUCAUCAGCAGCAAGCAAGGGAGGCGCUUGCCAUGAGGAACAUGCUGGUUUGGUGCUUCAAGACAUUAUCCAUAAUGCACUUGGGCCACAAGGAGGUUGUCUAGAAGCUGACCAGGUCCAAGUAGCUGUGUAUGGACAAGGAGACACAAUGGAGGCCAGAGUACUAACACUGGACAACCAUGGCCUGGAGUUCAGGAACAUACAACACACAACUAAAGACAGUCUCUUCUACCUAGUGAGCAUGCCACCCACCCCCCUUGACCUUCGACCCUGGUUCCUAAUAUUCAGCUCAGACAUGCAGUCAGUGCUACAAGUGGACAGCGAUGGAACAAUCGCCAUGAAGGCUGCUAGUGAUAUCUCACUCGCUUGUUGUGCUCUGGCUGACUACCAGUUCUCCUUGAGGGAGGGUAUGGACCACGCUCAGUUGGUAUCUAGCCAGGGGGUAGUCGGUGUGACCCCCCAGGGAGCUAUGAAAGUGGGCGGGGCCACCUCUCGCUAUCAUGUGAGAAUAGUCACUACUGUGGAGAAAUGCUAUCCAGGAGGGGAGGAGGCAAAGAACGACACAAAGACUAACGAGUAAAGAACUGACUAACUCUAAACUGCCAAUCUUUAAUUAAACAAAUUGUGUA